Molecule: messenger RNA, 634 nt
Organism: Trichoderma citrinoviride
Lineage: Eukaryota; Fungi; Ascomycota; Sordariomycetes; Hypocreales; Hypocreaceae
Exons: 1
Source: RefSeq, a predicted model, not a curated record
AUGUCGACCUGGAAUCCGUCGCAUCUCUCGUCGUCCAUCAUCGGUCAUGUACGACAUCAUCCCAUACUCUUUACUUCCGCGAUAGCGAUGGUGCCGCUGGCGGCUCUGAUGAUGCCUUCGUACCGUGGCUUCAUCGACCUUGGUCCCGGUGGCCUCCCACAUAACGUCUUCGGCUGGCUUCUCCAAGGUGCCUUGCGUCCAUUUGCCCUGAAGAGCACUCGCGAUCAGAGCGCCUUUCAAAAGCCUGGCAUUUCUUCCUCGUACGGACCUCACGGAACUACUCGAUUUCUGCAGGGUGAGCUCCCUGCGCGUCAAGGAGAUAGACCGGUCAUCCCGGAUUACGUGGCACCACAGAGGCAGAAGACAGACAAAGGCGACGAAGCCCUUGUCAGCAGAAUGAAUAGCCAUCUAGGAGACUUGACGAGUCGUUGUCACGAGACGCUGGCCAUCAAAGGAUCUGGCCUGGAAGCAAAAGACAGCUCUGCAUUAUGGCUUGUCGGCACUCCGUUGCCCAAGUACCUGGUGAAAAGCACAAAGGGAGAAAUUGUUCACGUCCACCCAGAAGCCAGCUCUCACAUGAUCCUCAGCCUGAGUGAUGCAGAAGAAGCGAUGGCAAAAGGCUGGGCUGAAUUCC